AUGAGAGAUUUGAUGAGGUUCAAGGGUGAUCAGAAUCUACAAGUUCCAUUCGGAGAUACUCAUGUAGAAGAUUUAAAGCAGUUUGCUAAUUGGAUUCUACAAGUUGAAAACGAAAAAUCAGAAGGAACAUCUGAUGGAUGCAGUAUGAUUAAAAUACCGCAUGAAUUUCUUAUCACUGAUUAUAAUAAUCUUAUUCAAGGAAUUGUUCAAGCAAUAUAUUCUGAUUACAUUGCUAACAUGGCUAAUGAAAGCCACUUGAAAGGCCGAGCGAUUUUAGUUCCUACAAUUUAUGUUGUAGAUGAGCUGAAUGAUUACAUGACUGCAUUGAAUAACAAUGAAUGCAAGAUGUAUGUGAGUUCCAAUAAAUGUGUUUUUGAAGGAGGUGUCAAUGCAAUUGAAGCCAUGCAUACACCAAGGUUUUUAGCAACAAUUAGUCAGGGUUUCUAA
Messenger RNA from Arachis stenosperma, 447 nucleotides. RefSeq lists its product as uncharacterized. The transcript has 2 exons. The record is from RefSeq and is a predicted model, not a curated record. Lineage: Eukaryota; Viridiplantae; Streptophyta; Magnoliopsida; Fabales; Fabaceae. The coding region runs from base 1 to 447 and encodes 148 amino acids.